Messenger RNA from Enterobius vermicularis (human pinworm), 1986 nucleotides. Lineage: Eukaryota; Metazoa; Nematoda; Chromadorea; Rhabditida; Oxyuridae. The record is from the annotation of a GenBank genome assembly.
AUGGAAAUUCGUAAAGGUGACUUUGUCAUGGGUGAAUUGCUUUUCUUUCGCGAUUUAGAACGGUAUAACUUUGCCGCCACCGUACUUUCUGAGUUAAACGCUUUCGGUUUCAAACCCCGUACUUCAUCGAGAGUUCACGUCACAUUGAAUGGUCUCCAGGUCCAUGUGUUCAAUAGGCUUGCGGAAUACAAAAAGCUUUCUAUGUAUUUUGGCUUGGAAAGAGUUUUCAAAUUUUUUUCAGAAAAGGAAGAGCAAGCAUGGGAUAGCUUUUAUGAUAAACUUUGGUGUUUAAUUGGGUACAUAAAGUUAUCUAUUGGAUCGGGAAAAUUUGUUGCUGGAAACUGCAGUCUGCCGUCCGUGUUUGUAAUUAUUUUUGAGAAUUAUUCGUCAAGAAUUUAUUUGAAAUCGCGUAAAACGGGCUGUGACCGGGCGCUAUUAUGUAUAGUCGGAGCUUGUGAAAACCUUAGUGUUUCAUUUGUGAAAAGUAGUGAGUUUGAGAAGAAGCAGCCAUUGCAUUUCACUGGUCGACGUGAUGCGCCUCCCCGUACCAUGGGAGACGGUUUUGCUGUACUGCAGAGCGCUCGACUUCAUUUCUAUUACAACCAGUCUAUAUUAGGUAUCGUUCAGGAUGAGAUGCAGUCAGCAACGGAAAAUCAGCCGGUUUGGGAAUCUGUCUGGCGGUUUGGAAAAAAUACUGUUUUUUCAUACGGGCCUUGGGCCGAUGCGCAAAGGGUUUUGAUAUAUGAUUUUUUCUUUCCUCCUGCCCACUGUACAGCUUCUGUAACGUAUGUUUUAAAGUUUUAUUGUAGCGAAAUGCCAAAACGAGGACAACGAAGAAUUUUUUUGGCACAUGAUGCUAGAAUAUCUGUCCUUAACGAUGCUGGUUUUGAUAUAUGGUUUAUGAGAGGAGAUGAUUUAAAUGCACUUCACUUACGAUUCAAGCAGGGCUCAUCAGUAGAUCUCAAUAUCCCAUGGAUUACUUUAAGAAGUGGGUACUCUACUAUCUUACGUUGUUGUUUAUUGUUCGUUGAUUCUUCAACUUCUUUGCCAUAUUCAAAAUUCUUCCAAUGUGAGACGUUUCGUUUAUCUUUGUGCGCUCAUUAUCCAAGGGUGUUUAAUGCUCAUCAGUCGUGGAAGUUUCAAAUUGAACUGAAUAAAUUAACUGUUUGGUUCGUAUGGGAUCACAAGCGUUUUUUUUCUGUAAGUUUUUUUAUUGAUUUUUGUCUUAUGGGUGAUUUGAUCAACGAGUGGUCUUCUGCAUCUGUGACGGAUUUAUAUGAAUUCGUUCCGUACACGUGGAAUUUUAAUAUAAAAAUUACGGAUUCUUUCGAAUUAAUUCUUGUUUUGAACGACAAGAAUUGGGUUGAUACCAAGAGAGAUUGUCCUCGUAUAUUGGAUAUUGUGAGCAUUAGAUUGCUCAAAGUAGAGUCGAGGUUUGUGGACAGAUGGGGUGCCUCUUUUAUUAAAGAUACCUUAGAAGAUACUAUAGCUGGAGUUCUCACUAUCUCAUUAUUUGAUAUUCCUGAAAAUACCUUGGUCGCUUUAGUCGGAAGAGAGGCUAUAAUGAACGCCUAUUUGCCUUUCGUUGACUUUUGUCCAGAAACUGUUGACACAGUUUACGAAGUAGUGGCUAAAGAUACCGUGGCUUUACGUUUUUGGGUUCCUCCGUCGAGUCCGAUGUUUCCUGUGCUAAAAACGCUUUUGAAAAAUUCCAUAUAUGUCCCAUCAUUCGCUUCUUCUUCAAAUCUUCCAACUUCUUCCUCGCUGAAUGAGCACUGGAUAGAAGUGUGGCGAUCAGAAGAGGUGAAAAUUUUGCUUGAUUACGUUUAUCAUCCAGUGUACAAAGAUUAUUCAAGUGAUCUUCCGUACAGCGUCGUUACUUCAUUUCUUCCUAAAGGGGCUUCCCAUCCAAUAACACUGGUGCCAGAUGAUUUGCUAGUGGAGGUAUGCGUUUUUCAGUUAUUAAUUCCGAUUGCUAAGCAUUAA